Molecule: messenger RNA, 1401 nt
Organism: Triticum turgidum subsp. durum (durum wheat)
Lineage: Eukaryota; Viridiplantae; Streptophyta; Magnoliopsida; Poales; Poaceae
Source: the annotation of a GenBank genome assembly
AUGGCGCAGGCGGAGAGCGAGCGCAUGCGCGUGGUCAUGUUCCCGUGGCUGGCGCACGGCCACAUCAGCCCGUACCUCGAGCUGGCCAAGCGCCUCAUCGCCAGCGCCUCCGACGGCCACCACCUAGACGUCGUCGUCCACCUCGUCUCCACGCCGGCCAACCUCGCGCCCCUCGCGCACCACCAGACGGACAGGCUCAGGCUCGUGGGGCUCCACCUGCCGGCGCUCCCUGACCUCCCGCCCGCGCUGCACACCACCAAGGGCCUCCCCGCCCGCCUCAUGCCCGUCCUCAAGCGCGCCUGCGACCUCGCCGCGCCGCGCUUCGGCGCGCUCCUCGACGAGCUCUGCCCGGACAUCCUCGUCUACGACUUCAUCCAGCCGUGGGCGCCGCUCGAGGCCGAGGCGCGCGGCGUCCCGGCGGUCCACUUCGCCACCUGCGGCGCCGCCGCCACGUCGUUCUUCAUCCACUGCCUCAAGACGGACCGGGCCCCCAGCGCCUUCCCGUUCGAGAGCAUCAGCCUCGGCGGCGCCGACGAGGACGUCAAGUACACGGCGCUGGUCGCCGUCCGCGAGGACAGCACCGCCCUGGUUCCCGAGCGCGACCGCCUGCCGCUCAGCCUGGAGCGCUCGUCCGGGUUCGUGGCCGUCAAGUCCUGCGCCGACAUCGAGCGCAAGUACAUGGACUACCUGUCCCAGCUCUUGGGCAAGGAGAUCAUCCCCACCGGCCCGUUGCUCGUCGACUCCGGUGGGUCGGAAGAGCAGCGCGACGGCGGGCGCAUCACGCGGUGGCUCGACGGCGAGGAGCCUGGCUCCGUGGUGUUCGUCUCCUUCGGCAGCGAGUACUUCAUGUCGGAGCGCCAGAUGGCGCAGUUGGCGCGCGGGCUGGAGCUCAGCGGGGUGCCCUUCCUGUGGGCGGUGCGGUUCCCGAACGCAGAGGACGACGCCCGCGGCGCGGCGAGGUCCAUGCCGCCGGGGUUCGCGCCCGCGCGCGGGCUGGUGGUGGAAGGGUGGGCGCCGCAGCGGCGCAUCCUGUCGCACCCUUCCUGCGGCGCGUUCCUGACCCACUGCGGGUGGAGCUCGGUGCUGGAGUCGAUGGCGGUGGGGGUGCCGAUGGUGGCGCUGCCGCUGCACAUCGACCAGCCGCUGAACGCCAACCUCGCGGUGGAGCUGGGCGCGGCGGCCGCGCGCGUGAAGCAGGAGCGGUUCGGGGAGUUCAUGGCGGAGGAAGUGGCGUGGGCGGUGCGCGCGGCUGUGAAGGGGGAGGAAGGGGAGGCGGCGAGGCGCCGCGCGAGGGAGCUGCGGGAGGUGGUGGUGCGGAACAACGGCGACGGCCGGCAGAUCGCGACGCUGCUGCAGAGGAUGGCGCGGCUCUGCGGCAAGGGCCAGGCCGUGCCAAAUUAG